GAACUGGCGCGUGUUGACAUCCCAACCCUGGAAUGCUCGUGUUCAGUCUCUGAAGGAAGGAACGUGCACGCAGGUAGCAACCAGACUCCACUCAUGUCUCUGUACCUAACAUCAUCAUCAUCUUCAUCAUCAUCUCUCUGCCUCAUGCUGAGGUUGCUGCUGAGUGUCCUGUUGCUGCUCUCGUCGGGGGUCCAUGGCCAAGGUCGUCUUAAGCUGACAGUGCUGUCUGAAGACAGACUGCAGAUGAAAUGGAAGGAGGCUGACGGACCUGUUCAGGGCUACAAGGUCCGAGUGAGACCAAUCUCAGAGGUGCCACAGCCAGAGCUGAUGCUGACGACCACAAGAGGUCGGGCAACGGUGGCAGGACUUGACUCCAGUCAGGAAUACAACCUCCAAGUCCUUGUUCUGAAUGGGACGACAGAGAAACUUCUUGCAAAGCGACGAUUCACCAUGGAGGGUCUGCGGGAAGAGGAAAUGAUCCGCAGCGGUAGCCGAGAUCAGAGGAAGAAGAUAUUGCCAGGCGGGUCCGGGUCAGGAGAUCUGGACGACGUAACUGAGGCGCUGCUGGGACUUCCAACAGUUCUGUAUCCAGACCCAACCACAGCUGCUGCUACUACUGCAGAUCCCCCAGCUGAAGAAACCCCCUCUCAGCUUCCUGAUGAGACCCCAGAGACAAACCCUAAAGAAAAGAGAAAAAGAAAGAAAGAGAAGGAACGAGACCGUACAAAGAUGGAGAAAAAAGAAGAGCAGGGGACGACGCAGGGCAAAGCAGCAGAGGAGAAACCCCGGAAGACAACGUUCCCUACCCAGCCAGUUACAGGUAUUUCUCCGAGGAGGCCAUUUGAGUGUGAGAGCAAUGCAGCAGCGGACGUCAUGUUGUUGGUGGACGGCUCUUGGAGCAUCGGACGCACCAACUUCAGACGGGUCAGAGACUUCUUGGAGGGCCUGAUGACACCCUUUCAUAUCGGACCAAACCACAUUCAAAUCGGUCUGACCCAGUACAGUGGAGAUCCACGCACAGAGUGGCAGCUCAACAACUUCACCACUAAAGACCAGCUGUUAGAGGCGGUGAGGAAUUUCAGAUAUAAAGGAGGAAACACAUUUACAGGUCAGGCACUGCUUCAUGUCAUGGAGGAGAACAUGAGGCCAGAGGCAGGUGCCAGGGCAGACGUACCGUUUUUUCUGGUCUUGUUGACUGAUGGGAAAUCUCAGGAUGAUGCCAUUGCUGCGGCAAACCGGCUAAAGAACGCCGGUGUGGAGAUCAUCGCUGUAGGUGUAAAGAACGCUGAUGAAGCGGAGUUGAGACAAGUGGCGUCGGAGCCGGUGGAUCUGAAUGUCUACAAUGUGAAUGACUUCCCUCUGCUCAGUAAACUGGUGGCAAGGCUGGUCCACAUCCUGUGUGGGAGGAUAGAGGACCGUGGAGUCUCUAAACGAAUGGAUCCUGGACCUACAGCAGACCCCGCCCUCUCUUACCCAAGUCCUAUGGAUCUACGGUUUUCUGAACUGGGUUCACGAGAGGUGAAGCUUCACUGGACCAAUCCUGCCAAGUCAGUCCAACAGUACAGAGUGGUCUACCACAGCGCCGAGGGUCAGAGUCCACAGGAGGUGGUAUUGGCCGGCUCUGAGUCCACGGUGCUUCUGAAAGACCUUUCUUCUCAAACACUGUACCACAUGUCCAUCUUUCCUGUGUAUGAAGACAAUGUUGGCCUGGCGCUACGAGGAACUGUCACUACAUUGCCUUUGGGCAUGCCUACCAACCUGGAGGUGACUCCUUCCUCUUUCAGCAAGCUGAGAGUGAGUUGGGAUGCAGCACCGGAGGCGACGCAAUACAUGAUCCUGUACUCAGCUCUCAACCACGGAGAGCCAGAUGACGCCAAGGAGGAGAAAUUCAGGGCGGACCAGACAGUGGUGGAGCUUGCAGGGUUACUUCCGUCAACAGACUACUCCGUCACUCUUUACGCCCUCUAUGACGAGGACCCGAGUGAUCCUGUCACUGCUGUCGCCACCACACUCCCUCUUCCACCACCAGUGAGUGUUUCAUUCCCGAUGGUCGCCCACAGUAUGAUGAGGGUGAGCUGGGUUCCUGGAGCUGUGGACGUCCCUGCCCACAGAAUCAUCUACAGCACCAACCAUGGCAGCGACGUAAAACAGGUGGAUGUAACAGGGCUGAACUCAGUGAUGGUGCAGAACCUGUCCUCUCUUUCCAGAUAUCUCGUCUCAGUCCAGUCUCAGUACCCUCAAGGCCUGUCUGUGGCACUCACCAGUAACAUCACCACGUUGAAGGUGCCUCCACCAUCAGACCUCAGGGUGACUAAUUUCUCAGGGAGUGACAUCACUGUGCGCUGGGAGGCUGCAGCUGAUGAUGUCGUCUCCUACCUCAUUAAGUGGAUCUCUCUCAACAGCGGAGACCUGAGACAGCUGAAGGUGAGUGGUGAGAGUGAAGGGGUGAUCCUUGAGGGAGUAGAAGACGAUAAGGAAUACCAGAUCUCUCUGUCCGCGCUGUACGGUGACGGAGCUCAGAGUGAAGCUGUGGCCAUACGAUACAGCACAUUGUCUGGAGGAGGCCCAUCCAGUGUAUCUGUCUCUGAGGAGACUGCAGUCAGCAUGGUGGUUACCUGGAUACCCCCCAAUGCUCAUGUCCUUCAGUAUCGUGUAUCUUACACUGCGCUAACUGGAGCCGAAAGUCAGGACAGAAUGGUGUUGGUUUCGGGAGGUGAAAGGCGGGUGGUGCUAGAGUCAUUACAGCCAGACACACGUUACAGCGUCCUGGUCACCGCUGAGUACCGCAACAGAGAAGGAGGCAGUGGAUCUGCUCAGGGCAAAACUACCAGUCUGCGUGUUAGCAGUGUGAGUGUGGUCAGGUCAGACCACUCCAGCAUCUGUGUGUCCUGGAGAGCUGUGUCUGCUGUUGAUGGAUAUCGCAUCGUCAUCCAGUCUGUCAAAGACAAACAAACAAAAGAAGAAACUGUGGACGAGUCCACCAGCAGUCACUGUUUCAAUGAUCUGGAACCAGAAACUCUCUAUCGCAUCAACGUGCACUCUCUUCUUGGAUCAGAAGAAGGCUCUGCCGUCUCCAUUCUCCAUCCAACAGCUUCAGCUCCGUCAAGAAUUCCCAUCUCUCCGCGGCUGUAUCCUAUUCAUAACGAAGUCUGCCCUGAAGUCACUAUCAGAAACAGCAUUGUAAGAGGAUAUGACAUGAUGGAAGCUUUUGGCCUGACUCAGAAGGCUCACUCUUCGGUGGACGGCGUGGCAGCUGAGCCUUUUGUCUUCAACACUCUGCCCACAUUCACUCUGUACAAAGACGUUCAACUGACACAGAGCACCAAGUUUAUCCACCCUUUAGGCUUCUCUCCGGAGCACACCAUCAGCAUAGCCUUCCGCCUGUUGCAGGAUACACCCAGAGAGCCCUUCGCCCUCUGGCAGCUGACUGAUAAUGACUUCCAGCCCAUGAUGGGAAUAGUGCUCGACCCUACGACCAAGCAGCUGGUGUAUUUCAGUCUAGACUACAGAGGAGAAGUACAGAAGCUAAGUUUUGACCAGCGGCAGGUCCACAGACUGUUCUAUGGCAGUUUUCACAAGAUUCACCUUUCUGUCAGCCAGGUGAGUGUGUUCCUUUCCGUGGACUGCCAGCUUGUGGGUGAGAGGCCUGCCCGCCCUCUAGGCAACCUGCCGACUGAUGGCUUUGAGAUGCUGGGAAAACUGGUGAAGACCAGAGGACCCAACAGUGGAUCUGCACCGUUCCAGCUGCAGUCCUUUGAAAUCAUCUGUAACACCACCUGGGCUACAGAAGACACCUGCUGUGACCUGCCCGGAGUGAGCGAUGAGGAGAGCUGUCCUGCACCAGCGUACACCUGUACCUGUUCUUCUGAUGUCCCUGGAGCUCCUGGUGUACCUGGACAAACAGGAAAGCCAGGACCUCGCGGUGAGAAAGGCGAAAAGGGAGACCAAGGCCAAAAGGGAGAGGUGGGUCCUCCAGGGAAGCCUGGACUGGAGGGAGGUCUUGGACCCCUGGGCACCAUCGGGCCCCGAGGCAUAGCUGUGUCAGGCAAAGUGGGUCCACCAGGUGCGAGAGGGGCAAGGGGAGAGUCUGGGCGACCUGGACUUCAGGGCUCACCAGGGCCUCCAGGUCCAAAAGGUGAAGAGGGUAUUCCUGGACCAAAGGGAAUAAGGGGGGUUGAAGGAAACAUGGGUGGACCCGGACUCACUGGACCCAGGGGUUUCCAAGGAAUGCCAGGACACCCAGGACCUUCAGGGGAAAGAGGCUUUUCAGGACCUGUGGGGCCGACGGGUCUAUCAGGCAAUAAAGGAGAAAGAGGAGAAAAGGGGGAGCCUCAGUCUAUGGCCAUGAUCUUCCAACUGGUCACCCAGGCCUGUGAGCAACUAGUGCAUAGUGAGGUCCUGAAGCUUGAUAGUUUCAUGAAUGAGAUGAGUCGAAAGCCCACUCCUAUUGAAGAGCCAGUGGGGCCUCCAGGAGAACCUGGUAUACCAGGGCCCAGGGGUCAGCCGGGCAGCAGGGGCACCCAGGGAAAUGUCGGUACAAGGGGGAGACUGGGCAGGGCUGGAUACCCAGGAGAACAGGGAAGAAGGGGUUCUACAGGGCACAAAGGUGAUGCAGGGACAAAUGUCCAGGGGCCCACAGGGGUCAAAGGAUUUGCAGGUCCUCCAGGUGAGUCCAAGUUGGGAACUCCGGGCUCUAAAGGAGAAGAUGGUAAGCAAGGACCCCCAGGAAUCCCCGGACCUCCUGGUCAGCCAGGCGAGAUCGGACCACCGGGUGUGUGUGACAGCAGUGGAGGCUGCAGAGGAGUUCCCCAGCAACCAGAAGACCCAUAUUAUGGCUACCAACCUUAAGUGGAUAUUAACAAGAAGGCUGCAACGGUCAGGUAUGAUGAUGGACAUCUGUUUUAAAUGACUAUGGUUCCUUUGGAGCUGAAUGACUGGAAACGAAGAUUCAAACGCUAAACUUGAGAGGUUUGGUGGGUUGAAUUUGCCACUGACUGAAGCUGAAGCUGUCUGGGCUUCUUCAUUAUGUGUGAGAAAAGGAAACACCAGGGGGAGGAUCUCUCUGUCCUCUUGUUUGAGUGUGCUGUAAUUUAAAAUAUGGCUCCAAAUGAUGCAAGGAUAAUUAAGAAGCUGUCUUUUGUAGAACUGUUGGAAAGAUAGCAUUAUAAAUGAAACUAAUUCUCCUUUGGGAUCAGUCAAGUGCUGUCUUAUACACCGAAAUCGCACUGAAACCUUUUAUGUUACUUUAUGUAUUCAUGCACUGUAUCAAUGCUAAGUAGUUUAGCCACCUGUGGUACAUUCCUACUUAUUUCAUUUGCUAACCUUAACUGCCUCAAUGAUAAUGAAAAAGCAUACUCCAUGGUGUAAAAGUGUCUUUUUUCCAUGGUAUAAACGAUACUGUGAGAAUGUGUGUAGUCAUUUGUAAGAUCACUUUGUAUAUUGUUUAUAGUAUUGACUGUACACAGAUAUUCAUGUCUGAUAUUUUAUAAUAUACCAACUCCUGUUGAAAAUUCACGUUUACAUUUUCUGAUCCCUAGGGUUUGGGUAAAGACAAACACAUAACGUGUGUGUGUGUGUGUGUGUGUGUGUGUGUGUGUGUGUGUGUGUG
Molecule: messenger RNA, 5608 nt
Organism: Labrus bergylta (ballan wrasse)
Lineage: Eukaryota; Metazoa; Chordata; Actinopteri; Labriformes; Labridae
Gene: col20a1
Product: collagen alpha-1(XX) chain
Molecular function (GO): protein binding
Source: RefSeq, a predicted model, not a curated record